AUGUCUGAAACAAGUGACACUGUCGAGACUCCCAUUAUAGAUGAAGUUGACAGGUUAAAUUUAUCUUUCAAAAAAUUAUUCGACGCUGCUUUAAAAACUGAAACUUGUUCAGAAUCAAAUGACAUUCGUGUAGUAGCAGCAAUUGAUUUCGGUACCACAUAUUCGGGAUAUGCUUACGCUCAUUUAAAAAGUAAACCUUUAGAUAUUAUAACCUGUGUUGAAUGGCCAGAAUAUGAUGGUAUAUCAAAAGUACCGACGGUGCUAAAAUACAACGAGUCUUUUGAAGUUAUAGAUUGGGGUUAUCCUGCAUUGAUUAAUUUAGAUCGAAAAAAUAUCAAUCAAACGUCCAAUAUGAAACCCGUCGAAUUAUUUAAGCUUCAUUUGAGUAAUGAUAAUGACCUAGAAAAUAAACCUUAUCUUCCUCCUGGACUUGAUUAUAAGCAAGCUAUAAUCGAUUAUUUACGUAAAAUAGGUGAUUCGCUUAAAGAGGAAUUGAACCGAUGGCAAAAUAUUGAUUACUUUAAAAAUGUUCGCCUAGUUUUGACUGUUCCUGUAGAAUUCGAUAAUGAUGCUAUAUCUAUUAUGCGUGAUUGUGCAUAUGAAGCUGGCUUGACGAAAUAUAAGCAUAAUUCUAAUGGUUCUAAUUUAUUAUUUGUACAUGAACCUGAGGCAGCUGCGGUGCAUUGCUUAAAGGCAUCUGGUGAAUUUGAUUUUUCAGUUGGAGAUACUUUCAUGGUAGUAGAUUUAGGCGGUGGCACGGUUGAUAUAACGACAAUGAAGUUAUUAGUAGGAGGCAAAUUAAGUGAAAAAAUUGAGAGUAAAGGUGAUUAUUGUGGUGGAAGUUAUGUAGAUCAAGAAUUUUUAAAUUUUUUAGCCAAAAAAGUUGGUGAAUCAACAAUUGAAAAUUUAAAAGAACAUCAUUAUGGACAAAUUCAACGUGUGAUUCAUGUAUUUCGUAAACGAAUUAAACAUCGAUUUACGGGAAAAAGUGAAGAUUUUACUGAUUUUGAAUUGGAUUUGGAAGAAUUAUCAAUGUGGGUUAUAACCAUAAAAUAUGAUGAUAUAAAAGCUAUGUUUGAUCCCAUUAUUGAUAAAGUUAUCAAGUUAGUUAAUGGACGGCUCGAAGCACUUAAUUUUAAUUGUUCUGCCAUAUUAUUGGUCGGAGGAUUUAGUGAAUCCAGAUAUUUGGUUUCCAGGAUUAGAAAUGUGUUUAAACUAAUUGUUCCAAAUAUCUCCGUUCCUUCUAAUCCUAUGCUCGCCAUAGUUAAAGGCGCCGUACAAUUUGGAUCUUCACAAAGAAUCAUUGUUGAUCGUAUUUUGAAAUGGACUUAUGGAACCGAUGUUAUAAGAAAAUGGAAGCCUGAUGAUCCUCUAGAUCGAAAAAUCGGUGAACAUAUCAAGGUUUUUAGCAGAUUAGCGAAAAGAGGAGAAAAAGUUGCUGUAGGUGAAAAAGUUGUAAGGAUUUUUUCAACGGCACACGUCUUUCAAUUUUUGAUGGGUCUUGAUUUGUAUGUUACACGUGACGAAGAUGCAGAAUAUUGUGAUAGUCCAGGUGUAGAAUUACUUGAUAACUUUAAUAUUAAAGUACCUAUUACCGGUGAAGAAAAGCGUGCAAUCUUAUACAUUAUGAAUUUCGGAAUGGUAGAAAUUCAAAUCACCGCUGUCAAUCCUGAUGAUGGAAUGAAGUAUGAGAGAGUAUUUGAUUUGGAUAUUUGA
Molecule: messenger RNA, 1716 nt
Organism: Dentiscutata heterogama
Lineage: Eukaryota; Fungi; Glomeromycota; Glomeromycetes; Diversisporales; Gigasporaceae
Source: the annotation of a GenBank genome assembly